Messenger RNA from Equus quagga, 2383 nucleotides. Its product is annotated as cytochrome P450 2C21-like. Bases 632 to 2041 code for a protein of 469 amino acids. The record is from RefSeq and is a predicted model, not a curated record. Gene Ontology annotation, cellular component: cytoplasm; intracellular membrane-bounded organelle. Gene Ontology annotation, biological process: xenobiotic metabolic process. The transcript has 13 exons. NCBI's taxonomy places the organism in Eukaryota, Metazoa, Chordata, Mammalia, Perissodactyla, Equidae. Gene Ontology annotation, molecular function: oxidoreductase activity, acting on paired donors, with incorporation or reduction of molecular oxygen, reduced flavin or flavoprotein as one donor, and incorporation of one atom of oxygen; heme binding; iron ion binding.
GGAUUGCGUCUCUGGUCUCAGCAAUGGGAAAUCUCUUCAACAUGAGAAAUCACUGACCUGGAAUGGGGAAACCUGGAUUCUAAGGCAAGGUCUUGAAGGACGGCAUUUUGUGGUGGUUCGUGCUGUGGGUCUAUUUAAUGAAGUCCCUGCCUCUCAUCCUUCACUGAAGCCACGCUUUUUGUUCUGUCUACAAUCGCCAUCUGCUGACUCUACUUCAUUUCAUUAUUUCUGACAAUGACAGUCCAAAAAAGCAACAGAAGCAGCUGUUUCUAGAGGUGACUGUGAGGCGGGGGAAGCCAUACUUUCUCAAGACCUGCUCCCUCUAAAUUUCAUGGAUUGGCUCUUCCCUCAGUUACACUGAACAUGUUUCACUUCUGCAGUGAUAGAGAGAGUGGAGACUCUAUGGCCCUUUUAUCCUUGGCAUCAUAUAAGGGACAUCUAUUUGAUGUGAAGCCUGUUCUUUUGUGAACAAGCUCUCAAUAUUGUAUGGCCCUGUGUUCACUCAGAAUUUGGGCUUGGGCCCCACGGUGGUGCUGCAUGGACAUGAAGCAGUAAAGGAAGCCCAGAUUUAUCUGAGAGAGGAGUUUUCUGUAAGAGGUCAUUUCUCAGUGAGUGAAAGAGCUAAGAGAGGAUGUGCUAUGUGAAAGGGAAGCUGCCACCUGGCCCCACUCCUCUGCCAAUUGUUGGAAACAUUUUACAGAUAAAUACCAAGAACAUCAGCAAAUCUCUAAGCAAGCUAGCAGAAGAUUAUGGCCCUGUGUUCACUGUGUAUUUUGGCAUGAAGCCCACGGUGGUCUUGCAUGGAUAUGAAGCAGUGAAGGAAGCCCUGGUUGAUCAGAGUGAGGAGUUUUCUGGCAGAGGCAGUAUGCCAGUGUUCGACAAAGUCUGCCAGGGAUUAGGAAUUGUUUUCAGUAAUGGAGAAAGGUGGAAGCAAACCCGGCGUUUCUCCCUCACAGUUUUGCGGAAUAUGGGGAUGGGGAAGAACACUCUCGAAGACAGAAUUCAAGAGGAAGCCUUGUGUCUGGUGGAAGCAUUAAGAAAAACCAAUGCAUCUCCCUGUGAUCCUACUUUACUACUGGGCUGUGCUCCCUGCAAUGUGAUCUGCUCCGUUGUUUUCCACUGUCGCUUUGAGUACAGUGAUGAGAAAUUGCUAACCUUGUUAAGUUAUCUUGAUGAAAACAUGAAAAUUGCAAGCACUGCCUGGAUAAUGCUCUACAACGCUCUCCCCUUUUUAAUACAUUAUCUCCCAGGAAGUCAUAAUGCAUUAUUUAAAAACAUUGCUGACCAACAAAAGUUUAUCUUGGAGAAAAUAAAAGAACACCAAGAAUCCCUGGACCUCAAUAACCCUCGAGACUUUAUUGACUACUUCCUGAUUAAAAUGGAAAAGGAAAAACACAACAAACAGUCUGAAUUUACCAUGGACAACUUGAUCACUACCAUAUGGGAUUUGUUUAGCGCGGGAACAGAGACAACGAGCACCACCCUGAGAUAUGGACUCCUGCUCCUGCUGAAGCAUCCAGAGGUCACAGGUAAAGUCCAGGAAGAGAUUGACCGUGUGAUUGGCCGACACCGGAGCCCAUGCAUGCAGGACAGGAGCCACAUGCCCUACACGGAUGCUGUGGUGCAUGAGAUCCAGAGAUACAUCAACCUCGUCCCCAACAAUCUGCCCCAUGCAACAACUCGGGACGUUAAGUUCAGAGAAUACCUAAUUCCCAAGGGCACAGCGAUAUUACUGUCUCUGACUUCUGUCCUGCACGAUGACAAAGAGUUUCCCAACCCAGAGCAGUUUGACCCUGGUCACUUCCUUGAUGCAAGUGGUAACUUUAAGAAGAGUGACUACUUCAUGGCUUUUUCAGCAGGAAAAAGAGUUUGCGUUGGAGAAGGCCUGGCCCGCAUGGAGCUGUUUCUACUCCUGACCAAUAUUUUACAGCAUUUUACCUUGAAACCUCUGGUUGACCCAAAGGACAUUGACACUACCCCACCUGCCAGUGGGAUAACCUCUGUACCACCCUUCUAUGAGCUCUGUUUCAUUCCAGUCUGAAGAAAGGGCAGGCUGCCGGAUCACAGAGCCAGCCUCUCCAGCCUUAUUUAAACAAGCCAGAUGCCUUCUGUCCUGUUUGUUAGCCAUUAUCCACUCUCCCUUAACAGCAGAAAUGACGUUCCUGAGCCCUGUCUCUUCUAAUUUUCCCCAUCCGUUAAGAUUCAGUUCAAAUUUCUCUGCAUGAAGUAAAGCUCACUGUUUUGUCUCCAAUAAACUUCUUGUUGUAAUACAAUUUUGAGAUCUCAAGCUAUAUCUCAUCUGCAGUAUGCACAAAAUGGAAGGCUCUGUAUAAAUAUCACAUUUUGUUUUAUUAAAAAUUAAAAAUGGAAAAUUAUUCCAUGA